This is a messenger RNA of Cornus florida, 1401 nucleotides long. RefSeq lists its product as uncharacterized. The transcript has a single exon. Lineage: Eukaryota; Viridiplantae; Streptophyta; Magnoliopsida; Cornales; Cornaceae. Bases 1 to 1401 code for a protein of 466 amino acids. The record is from RefSeq and is a predicted model, not a curated record. Gene Ontology annotation, molecular function: zinc ion binding; nucleic acid binding.
AUGAAGGCAAUUUUGGGAGCACAAGAUGUGUGGGAAGUUGUUUCCAAAGGUUAUGAUGAGCCAGAAGAUGAGGCAACUUUGUCUCAAGCCGAAAAAGAUGUUUUACAAGCCAUGAGAAAGAAGGACCAAAAGGCGGUGAUGACCAUCCAUCAAUGUUUGGAUGAUGGAAUGCUACAAAGAGUUGCUAGUGCAGAAAAUGCAAAGCAACUAUGGGAGAUUCUUCAAAAUUCCUUCCAAGGAGUUGAUAAAGUGAAGAAGGUUCGCCUCCAAACGUUACGGGGUGAAUUUGAAGCAUUGCAUAUGAAGGAAUCUGAAUCAAUUUCAGAUUAUUUUUCGAGGGUCCUGGCUAUUGUAAAUCAACUAAGGAGAUAUGGCGAAACCACCAUGACUGAUACAAGGGUCGUUGAAAAGAUCCUUCGGUCGUUGGAUUCCAAAUUCAACUACAUUGUUGUAGCCAUUGAAGAGUCAAAGGAUUUGGAUUCCAUGACUGUUGAUCAACUCAUGGGUUCGUUGCAAGCUCAUGAAGAAAAGGUGGUGAAGAAACAAGAAGCAUUGGAGCAAGUGCUACAAACAAAGUUUUCGUUGAACGAAAGAGACGAAAAACAUGGAGGAAAUCAAAGGGGCCGAGGACGUGGAAAUGCACGUGGCCGAGGAAGAGGAAGAGGCCGUGGAAGAGGAAAAAGAAGCGGUCAACACACAACCAACAAUGAAGAAAAAAUCCAUGACUCACAACAAAUAAGAGGUCGUGGUAGAGGAAAUUACUCAAGGUCAUAUGGAAGGAGGUAUGAUAAGUCUCAAAUUCAAUGUUAUAAUUGUCAAAAGUAUGGUCAUUAUGCUUCGGAAUGUAGAAAUGUUGCUAACGAUGUUGAAGAAAAGGCGAAUUAUGUUGAUGAAGAAGUGGAGCCUACUUUGUUGUUAGCAUACAAAUGUGAAAGGAGUGAUCAAGAAGAUGUGUGGUAUCUUGACACCGGUGCUAGCAACCAUAUGUGUGGUAGCAAAGAGAAGUUCGUUGAUAUUGAUGAAUCAAUAAAUGGCAAGGUAACAUUUGGAGACUUAUCACAAAUUCUGGUAAGAGGGAAAGGUAAAAUAUUGAUUCGUUUGAGGAAUGGGCAUCAUCAAUUUAUCUCUAAUGUUUAUUAUGUGCCUAAUAUGAAGAACAAUAUUUUGAGUUUGGGACAACUCUUAGAAAAAGGCUACAAUAUAUCCAUGAAGGAUUGUAGUCUUUCGAUAAGAGACCCAUUGGGUAAUUUGAUUGCCAAGGUUCCAAUGACAAAGAACCGGAUGUUUUUGCUAAAUAUUCAAGCCGACGAGGCUAAAUGUUUGAAGGCUUGUGUUAAUGAUUUAACUUGGCUUUGGCACUUGAGAUUUGGGCACUUGAAGUUUGGAGAAUUUUGUAAUUGA